This is a messenger RNA of Sorghum bicolor (sorghum), 1509 nucleotides long. RefSeq names its product ATP-dependent DNA helicase PIF1. The record is from RefSeq and is a predicted model, not a curated record. NCBI's taxonomy places the organism in Eukaryota, Viridiplantae, Streptophyta, Magnoliopsida, Poales, Poaceae. Gene Ontology annotation, molecular function: DNA helicase activity. The transcript has a single exon. Gene Ontology annotation, biological process: telomere maintenance; DNA repair. The coding region runs from base 1 to 1509 and encodes 502 amino acids.
AUGCAAAAGGAUAUAAAGUUGUACCCACUUCCUGAUAUUGACGACACAUAUGAUGCCUGUCAUGAUAUUCCUAGAGUGAUUUUUGAGGACGCUAGCAUUGAAGCUAACAAGGAUGAUGUGGCUCUGUUAGACACCCUUAACGAGGAGCAACGAGCUGCAUAUGAUGAGAUUAUGUCCUCGGUUGAUACCGAGGAUGGGGGUCUAUUCUUUGUGGAUGGUCCUGGUGGCACCGGAAAGACUUAUUUGUACAGAGCACUUCUCGCUACUAUACGUAGUCAGAAAAAAAUUGCUGUGGCGACAGCUACUUCUGGUGUCGCAGCCUCAAUAAUGCCCGGUGGUAGAACUGCACACUCGCGCUUCAAGAUUCCCCUCACCAUUGAUAAUGGGGCAUGUUGCACCUUCACGAAACAGAGUGGUACUGCCAAGUUGCUUCGAGCAUCAUCUCUCAUUAUUUGGGACGAGGCUAGCAUGACAAAGAGGCAGUCCGUCGAGGCGCUAGACAAUAGUCUUCGUGAUAUAAUGGACCGACCAGAGUUGCCGUUCGGAGGGAAGACCAUGGUGUUCGGUGGAGAUUUUAGACAGGUUCUUCCCGUUGUUCGGAGAGGGUCAAGGGCUCAGGUGGUUGGUGCCUCGCUGCGUAUGUCGUACCUUUGGGAUUUCAUGCGACAUAUAAAACUGGUGCGCAACAUGAGGGCAAAGAGCGACCUGUGGUUUGCAGAAUACUUGUUGCGCGUUGGUGGAGGUUCGGAGGAGGCGACUGUUGAUGAUGAAAUUUGUCUUCCUCAUGAAAUAUGCAUACCACACACCGGAAAAGAUAGUGAUCUUGAUACUCUAAUUGAUUGCAUAUUCCCUAGCCUCAAUGCAAAUAUGUCAAGCAAAGAAUAUAUCACCUCUCGAGCGAUAUUAUCUACACGAAACGACUGGGUUGAUAUGAUUAAUAUGAAGAUGAUAGGUCGUUUCUAUGGGAAUGAAAUGGUGUACCAUAGCUUUGACCGUGCAGUGGAUGAUCCACACAACUACUACCCUGAGGAAUUCCUUAACACUUUGACACCCAAUGGGCUACCUCCACAUGUGUUGAAGCUAAAGAUUGGUUGUCGGGUCAUACUGCUUAGGAACAUUGACCCUGCGAAUGGACUUUGUAAUGGUACCAGGCUUAUCAUAAGGGGGUUCCAAAAGAAUACUAUAGAUGCAGAAAUUGUGUUGGGACAACAUGUUGGAAAAAGAGUUUUUUUACCUCGCAUACCCUUAUGCCCGUCGGACGAUGAGAUGUUCCCUUUUCAGUUUAAGCGAAAGCAGUUCCCUAUUCGGCUCAGCUUCGCCAUGACCGUUAACAAGGCACAGGGGCAAACUAUCCCUAAUGUUGGGGUAUACUUGCCAGAACCAGUGUUCUCGCACGGCCAAUUGUAUGUGGCGCUAUCAAGAGCUACGGCAAGAUCGAGCAUUAGGGUCCUAGCUAUGUCGUCUGCUGAGAAGGAUGUGAAAAAAGGAAAUAAAAAGAUCAAAACAUAA